This is a messenger RNA of Glycine soja, 3997 nucleotides long. Its product is annotated as DNA polymerase I B, chloroplastic/mitochondrial-like. Bases 266 to 3532 code for a protein of 1088 amino acids. Lineage: Eukaryota; Viridiplantae; Streptophyta; Magnoliopsida; Fabales; Fabaceae. Gene Ontology annotation, biological process: double-strand break repair; DNA-templated DNA replication. The transcript is spliced from 12 exons. The record is from RefSeq and is a predicted model, not a curated record. Gene Ontology annotation, molecular function: 3'-5' exonuclease activity; DNA-directed DNA polymerase activity; DNA binding.
UUCUCUGUUUUGUAGUUGCAUGAAUGAAUUUUCAAAGCACAAGGGUUUAUGCUCUCUCUUCUUCCACUUCCACUUCUUACAACCCCUUUCCCUCUCUCCCUCAAUAUAUAAACUCUUCACUCACAUUCACAGACCCACUUUUCUUGCAACUCAAAUAAGACCCUGAGUGAGUGAGCCACUUCUCUUUUUAACCCUUUUUGCCACUGCCCCAACACAAAACAAAGGCACAAAACUGGGGAGGCUUGUGUGUGUGAUUGCAGCAGCCAUGGGGGUCUCUUCUCAGAGCACCCCUUUGUAUUGCCCCUCUUGUUCCCGCCACUUCCGUGCUGCUCUCUUUUCUUGGUCCUUGUUGGCUCCCUCUCAAUCACACCUCCCCAGAAGAAAAAUCCAAUCAAUCCAGAUUGCCAGCAAUAUCCUUCAACAUAGUGCAUUGUCUUUCAGAAAAGGUUUGUCCUGUCUAAAGAGAACACCUUUUGGGUUGAAUAAAUGUGAUGACAUGGAAUAUAGCCAUAAAUAUCCUGUACAUAUUUCAGUUAACAAAUUUUCGGACAUGUCAUGUGGCAUGUUGGAGGAAAGGAGAUAUGAAGAAGAUUUGGGUUCUUUACAUUCCUGUAAUAGUCAAGUAAGGAUGGCGGGUUUGGCUCAAUUUCCCACAUCCCCUGCUAAUGGAAAAGCGUUUGGGUAUAAUAAACAAGCCUGGGCCGAGGCAAGUAAUAAAUUGUCUAAAAAUAAAAAGGAAAUACAAGCUGAUAAUAAGUUCAGGGUUGCAUCUAAUGCAGUUACUUCCACUGGUCAGGAACAGGCUGUUUCUAUGAAUCACGAUCAUGCGCAGCAGGAUCUUGAUGAACCUGCCUCAUCUUCUGUUAAAGACUCAAAAGUGUUGACAGACACUAAAAGGGUGGGCACUCAGUUAAAGGUACCUCCAUCAGAGAUCUGUAAAGAGAAAAGUGAUAAAGUUAAUGAUAAUCAUGGUUUGGAUACAACUGCUAAGGAUGCAACUUCUGUUGAAAAGGCACGUAGUACUGAACACACAAAUGUGAAGCGUGCAACUAAUGCAACUACUGGUAAGAAGGCACGCAGUACUAAACAAACAACUGCAAAGGGUGAAACUAAUGCAACUUUUAAAAAGGCACAUAGUACUGAGCAAUCAAAACUUCGGGGAAGGCUUUGUAGCAUCUAUGAAGACAUAUUGGUUGUUAAUAAUAUUUCUCUUGCAGAGGAAGUUGCUAAGAUGCUUACAGUAAAUUACAGGCAUCUUAUUCAUGCAUGUGAUACUGAGGUGGCCAAGAUAAAUGUGAAACAAGAAACACCUGUAGAUCACGGGGAGAUAAUAUGCUUCAGUAUUUAUUCGGGUCCAGAAGCUGAUUUUGGAGGUGGAAAGUCAUGUAUCUGGGUAGAUGUUCUUGAUGGUGGAGGCAAAGAGAUCUUAAUUAAGUUUGCUGAAUUUUUUCAAGAUUCGUCUAUAAAAAAGGUCUGGCAUAACUAUAGCUUUGACUGUCAUGUUAUACAAAACUACGGAUUUAUGGUUUCUGGAUUUCAUGCUGAUACAAUGCACAUGGCACGGCUAUGGGAUUCAUCUAGGCGUUGGGUUGGUGGUUAUUCUCUUGAAGGACUUACAGGUGACCAAGAGGUCAUGUCUAGGGCUAAGUUGGACCAUGAAAAGGAUUUGAUUGGUAAGGUGUCAAUGACAACUAUAUUUGGUCAGAAAAAGGUGAGGAUAGAUGGAUCUGCAGGUAAAAUGGUUACCAUUGCUCCUGUUGAUGUGCUGCAAAGAGAUGAGCGAAUACCUUGGAUAUGUUACUCUGUCUUAGAUGCUAGAAGCACUCUGAAGCUUUAUGAGAGCCUAAAGAGUCAUCUAUCUGAUAUGCCUUGGAAUCUUGAUGGAGUACCUGUUUUACAGAAAAACAUGUAUGAUUUCUACCAGGAAUAUUGGAAGCCAUUUGGUGAGCUUCUAAUAAAAAUGGAAUCUGUGGGAAUGCUAGUUGAUCAGUCAUAUCUUAAAGACAUAGAAAACGUGGCCAAAGCAGAGCAAGAGGCAGCUGUUAAUAGAUUCCGAAAAUGGGCAUCUAGGUAUUGUCCGGAUGCCAAGUACAUGAAUGUCGGAAGUGAUGCACAGUUGCGCGUACUUCUCUUUGGUGGCACUGUGAACAGAAAAAACCAUAAUGAGGCAAUUCCAACUGAGAGAGUUUUCAAAAUUCCCAAUGUUGAUAAAGUAAUUAAAGAAGGCAAGAAGGCUCCCACAAAACUUCGUGAUAUUAAGUUGAAUAGCAUUGGCUACAACCUGAAUGUUGAUAUGUACACGCCAAGUGGUUGGCCCUCAGUUAGUGGUGAUGUUUUAAAGGUCUUGGCUGGCAAAGUUUCUGCCGAAUAUGACUUUUAUGAGGCUUGUAACAUGGAUCUUGAUGAUGAAGAUGGAAAUCCUUCUCAAAGUGAAUUUUUACCUGUGGAAAUAGAUAAAUCUACUUACGGAACAGCUUUUUCUUGUUUUCCAACAGAGGAAGAAGGGAGAGAUGCAUGCCAUGCAAUUGCCGCUUUAUGUGAAGUCUGUUCAAUUGAUUCUUUGAUCUCUAACUUCAUCCUUCCCCUGCAGGGGCAUAAUAUAGCAGGAAAGGAUCACCGUGUUCAUUGUUCCAUAAAUAUCAACACAGAGACUGGACGUUUGUCAGCAAGAAGGCCAAAUCUGCAGAACCAACCUGCUUUGGAAAAGGACCGGUACAAAAUCCGUCAAGCAUUCAUAGCUGCUCCAGGGAAUUCUCUUAUAGUUGCUGAUUAUGGACAGUUGGAACUUAGGAUUCUUGCACAUCUUGCUAAUUGUAAGAGCAUGUUGGAAGCAUUUGAAGCUGGUGGAGAUUUUCAUUCAAGAACUGCAAUGAAUAUGUAUCCAUAUAUUCGUGAAGCAGUUGAGAGAAAGGAAGUGCUUCUUGAGUGGCAUCCUCAGCCUGGUGAAGACAAACCCCCAGUUCCUCUCCUGAAAGAUGCCUUUGCUUCUGAAAGAAGGAAAGCCAAAAUGCUUAACUUCUCAAUUGCAUAUGGAAAGACGCCAGUUGGGCUUUCCAAGGAUUGGAAGGUUACUGUGACAGAAGCUAGGAGAACAGUUGACCUUUGGUACAAUGACAGAAAAGAAGUGCUGAAAUGGCAAAAAGAACGUAAAAAAGAAGCUUGUGAAUCUCAACGUGUUCACACAUUGCUAGGGCGAGCCCGGCGGUUUCCUAAAAUAGACCUAGCUAACAACUACCACAAAGGUCAUAUUGAGCGAGCUGCUAUUAAUACACCAGUGCAGGGUAGUGCAGCAGAUGUUGCCAUGUGCGCCAUGUUAGAAAUAUCCAACAAUAUGAAGUUGAAGGAGCUUGGAUGGAAGUUACUUCUACAGGUUCAUGAUGAAGUCAUAUUGGAAGGGCCAACAGAGUCUGCCGAGGUUGCAAAGGCUAUAGUUGUUGAGUGCAUGACGAAACCUUUCAAUGGUGAGAAUUUUCUUAGAGUCGGCCUCUCUGUCGAUGCCAAUUGUGCUCAAAACUGGUAUGCUGCAAAAUAGACAUUUGGUCAUACAGUAUAAAAGGUGAUGAAUUGGUGUGGUGGGGUAACUUUUCACCCUUGGUUCCAUACAAAGGCCAUCCAUGGUUGAAUUUUUGGGAGAUGUUUUCUUGGCAGCAUGGUCCCUUUGGUGACUGUAAAUCAAAAGAGGUUGUUCUUUUUCUCCAUGGCAAAGGAAUUGCCCUUGAGGUUACGCUCCAUUUCUAUAGGGGAGUAGUUCCAUUGUGGUGUUUUGGUGUGCAUAGCAUUUUGAACUCUAUAGGAAGAAACUAAAGGGAAAAACCAUGGUGUUUAUUUUCCCUUUGGUUUUAAAGUUUAUACGUAACUUGCACAUGCUAUGCCUUACAAACAUAAUGGCCUCUUGGCUUUGAUGCAACUGGAUCAUUUUAUACUAUUGUAUAUAUAAAACGAAAUUCGCCGAACAGAACAUCUUAUUCACUAACGUUUACACUUUGUUGCAAACUUA